Striga hermonthica is the source of this 555-nucleotide messenger RNA. The record is from the annotation of a GenBank genome assembly. NCBI's taxonomy places the organism in Eukaryota, Viridiplantae, Streptophyta, Magnoliopsida, Lamiales, Orobanchaceae.
AUGCCGAGGAGAAAACCACGAACCGAGGCGAGCAUUCAACGAGGGCCAUUGCCGAGAGCACCGAGGCCGCGCACGAACAGCCGGGAUCCAACAUACGCCAUCGCCUUCCAGGAGCGGAUCCGCAUCCCCGACGAGAAGAUGAAGUACUAUGAGGACCUCGCCGAGAUGUACGUCGGCGACGACGUCUCAUCGGAUAUCUACGGUUGGGUCUUCCCCAAGUGCGACCACAUGACCGUCAGCACCGGCACCGUCAUCCACAAGGGCGACAUAAAAAAACUCCAGGUCGCGACUUGGCUCCACACUCGGGACAAGAUCGACGGCGACCGAAUCAUCCGAGUCGAGGCCCACCCCAUCCCGGAGCACCCUCGACCCAGACGGGUCCUCGAUAGGGUGGCCCUCGUUGGGGACGCCGCCGGGUACGUCACCAAGUGCUCCAGCGAGGGGAUAUACUUUGCCACCAAAAGCGGGCGGAUGUGUGCAGAGGCCAUUGUAGCCGGGUCGGAAAACGGGAAGAUGAUGGUAGACGAGGGGGAUCUGAGGGUUGUUAGAAAAUAG